ACCCUAACCCUAGCGCUAAAGCUUUCCGUCUCUUGUUCAUCUAGAUCUAUUAAAUCGCAAGAUUUUUGUCAACUUAAGCCGAAAAAUUUAGUAUUGUUCGGUGAUUACUGGAUUUUUAUUACAAUUUUUUUGGGAAAAAUCUUCGGUUCGAUCUUGAAGUCUCGGUGCUCCUCCCCACCACCUGGGUAUACGCUGAGCCGAGCCAGUGAAGAGGCCUUGAUCGAAUCGAUUAAGCUCCAAAAGGAAAGGGAGAAAUCCAAGGAAGAAAGGAAGAAGGAUAAGAAAAGGGAGAAGAAAGAUAAAAAGGAGAAGAAAGAGAAGAAGAAAGAGAAGAAAGACAAGACGCACCAGAACCUCGACAAAUCUGGUAUUGUCCAGGGUCACAUUGGCAAAAAGAUUUGGCCAGACGCAAAAGUUGAACUUCUGUAUAGGGGAAGUCAAGCUGAACCGGAGCAGUUAGAACGAAGCAGUCUGACUGAGGAGCAUGGACAGCCUGUCUGUUUGUGUGCUCCCAGCACUUCCUCUGACAGUACAGAAAAUAGCAACAAGAGGAAGAGGCAGUCCUCUCCUGCAGAUGUUGCCCGCGGUCACAGUAAGAUUGUUUUCCCCCGGCUGCCUCUUAUCUAUCGUAUACGACUGCCUGUAAAGAAGCCAAAUGAAUCUGGUGAUACAGAUCGGAUAUGCUCUACAUCUGGAAGCACACCCUUCCCUUCCCAAAAUAAAGAUGAUAUUAGUCUCAAAUACAACAGAGGAAAUGUUUGCUGCACAUUGCAGGAGACCAGCAAUAUCGCGCAAGGUUUGUCUCGAAGAACUGACAGGGAGCAGAUAUGUUCAACUUCUGGGCAGAUAAACCCUGUUACUGCGGUGAAAACAGGAAUUCCAUCUGCUAGCAAUACAGUUAUGACUCCAAUGCAGAGAAUGGAGUUACAGUAUAAAAAUCUAAUAGAGAAUUGGAUUCCGCCAAAGUGGCUGGAUUCAUCCCUUAAUUCGGAUGAUGAGCAAGAUUGGCUCUUCCUGGGGAAAAAUGAAGGUCAACGGGCUGAGAAAAGACAGAAAGCUGGAAAUGAUAGCUUGCCAUGUUCUAGCAGCUCAGCAAUAUGGCCCCAUGCACAAUACUUGCAAGAUGUUGAUGUCUAUGCGUUGCCUUUCACUGUACCCUUUUGAGUUUGUACUGAUGUAAAUAUAGUGCAGUGAUGUUGCUGCUGCCUGAGGAUUUUUGUAGUGGUAUGUCCUUAGGCAGAUGUAGGUGUUUCACAUUGGCCGUGUACUGGUUAUUUGUACCUAUGAGUUGCUUUCUUUGUACCGAUGAGAGCUUAAAACUACUUAUCUGAGUAAUAUAUACCUGUUUAUUGGUUUCA
Messenger RNA from Sesamum indicum (sesame), 1358 nucleotides. Lineage: Eukaryota; Viridiplantae; Streptophyta; Magnoliopsida; Lamiales; Pedaliaceae. The record is from RefSeq and is a predicted model, not a curated record.